GGUCAGAGAAGGAAAGGACAGACAGGGGGCUGGACAGAAGGGGCCAGUGUCUUGAAGCAGCUAGAGGUCCUGGAAGUCUGGCUCCCACCUUGAGAGUCUCUUCCCAUAGGCAAUGCGCACCCAGCCUCCAGAGGACAGAGCGGCCCAACAUCUUCAUCCCUGCCAGCCAGUCUGCUCUUUCUCCGGGCCAAGAGCAUCUAGAAGAAACAAGGCACCCCAUCCUCCACAGUCCUCCAGACACGCUGGGCUGACUCCCAUCAUGCCAGGCCUGCUCAGUCUCCCAGCACUCUGUCACUUCCUUCUCCCUUGGGCCUUCACCAUCUUCCACAAAGCCCUGGGGGACCCAGCACCCCACCCUAGCCCCCACUACCUCCUGCCCCCCAUCCACGAGGUCAUUCACUCUCGUCGUGGGGCCACGGCCACGCUGCCCUGCGUCCUGGGCGCCCAGCCUCCCAGCUACAAGGUGCGCUGGAGCAAAGUGGAGCCCGGGGAGCUCCGGGAAGUGCUGAUCCUCGUCACCAACGGCCUGCACGCCCGUGGCUACGGGCCCCUGGGGGGACGCGCCAGGAUGCGGAGGGGGCAUCGGCUGGACGCCUCCCUGGUCAUCGAGGGCGUGCGCUUGGAGGACGAGGGCAGGUACCGCUGUGAGCUCAUCAACGGCAUCGAGGACGAGAGCGUGGCGCUGACCUUGAGCCUGGAGGGUGUGGUGUUUCCGUACCAGCCCAGCCGAGGCCGGUACCAGUUCAAUUACUAUGAAGCGAAACAGGCGUGCGAGGAGCAGGACGGGCGUCUGGCCACCUACGCCCAGCUGUACCAGGCGUGGACCGAGGGCCUGGACUGGUGCAACGCGGGCUGGCUGCUCGAGGGCUCCGUGCGCUACCCGGUGCUCACGGCGCGGGCCCCGUGCGGCGGCCGGGGGCGGCCGGGGAUCCGCAGCUACGGACCCCGCGACCGGCACCGCGACCGCUACGACGCCUUCUGCUUCACUUCGAUGACAGCAGGCCACGUGUUCUUCGUGCCCGGGCGGCUGACCCUGUCUGAAGCGCACGCGGCGUGCCGGCGGCGCGGGGCCACGGUGGCCAAGGUCGGGCACCUGUACGCCGCCUGGAAGUUCUCGGGGCUGGACCAGUGCGACGGCGGCUGGCUGGCGGACGGCAGCGUGCGCUUCCCCAUCACGUCGCCGCGGCCGCGCUGCGGGGGCCUCCCCGACCCCGGCGUGCGCAGCUUCGGCUUCCCACGAGCCCAGCAGGCGGCCUUCGGGACCUACUGCUACUCGGAGUAGGGCCGCCGCCCCGGGCGCAGGUCCCGGGGUCCCGGGGUCCCGGGGUCCCGGGGUCCCGGGGUCCCGGCGGGCCGGGCGGGGAGGGCGAGUGGCGGCGCCCGGCAGGACCCUCGGAAGCGCGGACCGGGCCGCUGCUGGGGGCGAGCGGGCAGCACGGGCCUGGUGGGGCAGUGGCGGGGCGAACCUGCCGGGCCGUGGGGGGCGGGGAGAGGGCCCCACAGGCCGAGGCGCGCAGCAGGCACCGCGAGGCUAGGUCGACGCGGACGCGGGAGAACGCGCGGUGCUGUUGCGCGGGGCCCCACGCGGGGGCGCCGCGCACCCGCCGGACUCGGGUUCACACCCGCAGGCUCCCCCGCCGGGCACGACCGAACGAACGGAGCCGGACGGUCCUGAACGUGCUUCAGGAUGGGUCUGUAUCCUGCCAGUCUCCUCUCCUGUGGGGGACACUCGGACCGCUACGCAGCUGGCGGCAAACGGACCCAGCGCGGGAGGAGGGGACCAACCCGCCACCCACCUGGGUCCUCGGCAGAUGCCUGAGAGCUUGAGCGGUCACCCCCACCCACCCGGGGCGAGACUGGGAGCUGGACCUGGAGCAUCGUUAACGCCUGGAGAAAGGAAACGCACCAAUAACUCGACAGACAAGAUCAAAUGUCAUUAACUCCUUUUUCUUUUGUAUAUUAUUUUAAUUAAUGAAUUAAUUUGUUAUUCAUUUUGCUGUCCGGGCAAUAUAACUCCACCGCAGCAAGCUUGGGCUAGUGAAUAAUUACUGGAGCAAAGGGUACGGACUUUCAAAUGGUGCUUGAUAGGAGUGGGGAAAUUGUUUUCCAGGCGGGUUCUUGCUGUAAUUGCUAAAGAGAAUUCAUCCCGUGGGAUUUUAUAUGAAGGAACGAAUGACAUCUUCAGGAGCUCUCACACAGCAAAUGGGGUGUUUGUGGGAGUUCCUAAGCUUUGCUUUCCUCAUCUUGGCCGUGGGAUAAGAAUCUCUGCCUCUGGAGUUUGCUGUGAGCGGUGACUGAGACAAUGCAUUCGCGGGGUGCCACAGGCCUGGCACACAUCAGAGGCACUCCGGGGAUGGUACCUGUGAUGACUGAUGAUUAUGAUGACAAGAACACUAGUGACAACAGAACAUCAGCCAUCAUUAUUAUUGGAGUUCUUCCCAAGUAGCCUGUAGGUUUGCUUGCCGUGUGGCACUGUGUUCAUCAGGAUAUGCUCAGCUACACUGUGAUAACAACCUCCAAACAGCAGUGGUUUCAAACAAGAUUACUUCUCCCUUAGGCCACCUGUGCAUCAUGGUCAACAAGGGGGUUCUUCUCAUUUUAGUUAUUCAGGGACCCAAGCUGAUCAAACAGCCACCAUCCUAAAUGCUGCCGGUCAGCACACCAGAAGGGAAAAGUAAGAAGAGCUCUGAAAGGUCUUACACCUGCAAUGAAUAGCUGCAGCGCAGAGAGACACCUGUCUCUCCCCUCGACAGCUGUUUCUCUAGAACGAAUCCCAUGGCCUUGCUUAACCAAAAGGGGGCAGAAAAGAGCAACCUACUCAGACCUGGAAGUACAACCGCCAGUAUGUACAGGAUCAGCCCCAGUUCCACCACAGGCAUCAGGGCGGGCAGACUGGUGGGCACCCACUCCUCCCCGGCUCUUCUGGGUUUUCUGAGUUACAGUCUGUACGGAGUCAGAGCCCCAGAAAGCCAAGACGCUGGACCCAGAAGCUUCCCUGAAGGAAGAUGGCUUCCCUUCUGUGUGAUGCCCUCGACUUUGUCAAGAAACUGCAUAAAAAAUGGUCACAGGACUUUACAUUUGCUGCAAA
Molecule: messenger RNA, 3088 nt
Organism: Canis lupus familiaris (dog)
Lineage: Eukaryota; Metazoa; Chordata; Mammalia; Carnivora; Canidae
Gene: HAPLN2
Product: hyaluronan and proteoglycan link protein 2
Exons: 7
Coding region: 113-1282 (389 amino acids)
Biological process (GO): cell adhesion
Molecular function (GO): hyaluronic acid binding
Source: RefSeq, a predicted model, not a curated record